AUUCCUAAUUAGUAAAAAGAUUUAACUUUGAUCAAUCAAAAUUAUCACAAACUUAUUUGUCAUCUUGAGCUGAAUUUUCUCAAAAGAGUUAUUAGGGAUUGAAGUUGGAAAAGAAAGGGGGAAAACACAGUUACCUGAAAAGGCGAAACAGCUCAUACUCCGACUUGGCGGUGUAGCUACAAUGGCGGACGAAGAUUUCCCUCCUCCGGUGAGGUUGAUGAAUUUUGUCUCUGAAGAACAGUUGGCAGAAUCCAAGAAAACUCGGGGUGCUCGGGUUGAAGACGGAACUGCUCAGAGAGAUCGCCCUCUUUAUGAGAUCUUGAAGGAGAAUAAGGACAAGAAAGAUGCUGAAUUUAAUGAACGCUUUAAACACCAACCACCCAAAGCCUUGGAUGAGGACGAGACCGAGUUUCUUGAGAAGCUUGAAAUGUCAAGGAGAGAAUAUGAGAAGCAAGUGGCUGAUGAAGAAGCUGAGCAGCUGCGAAGUUUUCAAGCUGCUGUUGCUGCAAAGUCUACGAUUGUACAGGAAAUCAAGGAGAUGCCUCCCGUUCCUAAACUCCAGGAGCAGACAUUAAUUAGGAGGAAGAAUCCUCCAGCGAAUCCAUUGGGAAUGAUUGUCAAAGUUAGACCACAAGCAAAGAAAGCUAAGAUGGAUCCGGGAACUCCAGAUUCUUAUUUGACAAAUACCAAAACAUCCAAUAAUGAUAAAAAACAGCCUUCAUCAGAUGUUGAUAACGUAUCCAAAUCUGAAACAGAAGAAUCCCAGAGAUUAAUAAAAGGACCUAUUGGCAAUGCUGACAACCACGAACCUGUCACAAUAGGUGGUUUGGUUUCCUAUAGUGAUGAAAGUGACGAUGAUUGACUGUGGCAUGUUCAUAUAUCAAUGAGAAUUUGCCUUGGUUUAACCACGUCUAGAGAGGAACUAAAACCAAACAAAUUCACUGUCACAUCCUUUUUUAUGUGUUCUAGAACAUAGACACAAACUGUUUUCUUCAAGCAUGUACGAUGUUAAAUUUCUGUAGAAGUAACAUGAUUUUUGUAGUAGUAUGGUUUAAAUGGUGUAGUGAUACUCGGCUAGGUUUUUGCUUCUUUGGAGUAAGGAUGAAGCCAAAGAGUUAGCUUAGAAUUUUGUAUACUUCUUAGAACAUAACAAUUGAAGUAUCCGUUAUCAAGAAAUUUGGGGUUG
Messenger RNA from Solanum dulcamara, 1186 nucleotides. RefSeq lists its product as uncharacterized. The record is from RefSeq and is a predicted model, not a curated record. The coding region runs from base 182 to 862 and encodes 226 amino acids. The transcript has 7 exons. Gene Ontology annotation, cellular component: nucleus. NCBI's taxonomy places the organism in Eukaryota, Viridiplantae, Streptophyta, Magnoliopsida, Solanales, Solanaceae.